Messenger RNA from Nannospalax galili (Upper Galilee mountains blind mole rat), 2535 nucleotides. RefSeq names its product phosphatidylinositol glycan anchor biosynthesis class S (gene Pigs). The record is from RefSeq and is a predicted model, not a curated record. NCBI's taxonomy places the organism in Eukaryota, Metazoa, Chordata, Mammalia, Rodentia, Spalacidae. The transcript is spliced from 12 exons. Gene Ontology annotation, biological process: attachment of GPI anchor to protein. Bases 121 to 1788 code for a protein of 555 amino acids. Gene Ontology annotation, cellular component: GPI-anchor transamidase complex.
AGUGCAGCUCACGAUUGGUCAAGAUCGCCGCUGUGGUCCCGCCCCUUCAUUGCGCGGCUUCCGAUUGGAGGGGGUUCGCUAAGCCCCGCUCCUCUGCGGCCUGAGCAGCCGGAAGCUAUCAUGGCGGCAGUCGGGGCCGCGGCUACUCACCUAGAUGUGGUCCGGGGCAAGCGCGCCGCUCUCUUUUUCGCCGCUGUGGCUAUCCUGCUGGGACUGCCGCUCUGGUGGAAGACCACAGAGACGUACCGGGCUCCGUUGCCGUAUUCCCAGAUCAGUGCGCUGAAUGCCCUGCAGCUCCGGCUCAUGGUGCCAGUCACUGUAGUGUUUACUCGGGACUCUAUACCGCUGGACGAUCAGGAGAAGCUGCCUUUCACCGUUGUGCAUGAGCGAGAGAUCCCGCUGAAAUACAAAAUGAAAAUCAAGUGCCGAUUCCAGAAGGCCUACAGAAGGGCCUUGGACCACGAGGAAGAGGCCCUAUCAUCGGGCAGUGUGCAUGAGGCAGAAGCCAUGUUGGCUGAGCUGAAGGAGCAAGCAGAGGGCUCCCUGACUGUGUACGUGAUCUCUGAAUACUCCUCACUUCUUCCUCAGGACAUGAUGAGCUACAUUGGGCCUGAGAGGACAGCAGUUGUGCGGGGGAUAAUGCACCGGGAGGCCUUUAACAUCAUCGGCCGUCGCAUAAUCCAAAUAGCCCAAGCCAUGUCUUUGACAGAGGAUGUGCUCGCUGCUGCUCUGGCUGACCACCUCCCCGAGGACAAGUGGAGCUCUGAUAAGAGGAGGCCUCUCAAGUCCAGCUUGGGCUAUGAGAUCACCUUCAGUUUACUCAAUCCAGACCCCAAGUCCCAUGAUGUCCAUUGGGACAUUGAGGGGGCUGUCCAGCACUAUGUGUGGCCCUUCCUGAAUGCCCUCAGUGCUGCUGGCAACUUCUCUGUGGACUCCCAGAUCCUUUAUUAUGCAAUGUUGGGAGUGAACCCCCGCUUUGACCCAACCUCAUUCAGCUACUAUUUGCCCAUGCACAGCCUCCCCCAUGUCAUCAACCCAGUGGAGUCGAGACUGGGAUCCAGUGCUGCCUCCCUAUACCCUGUGCUCAACUUUCUACUCUAUGUGCCUGAGCUCGCCCACUCCCCCCUGUACAUUCAGGACAUGGAUGGAGCUCCAGUGGCCACUAACGCCUUCCAUAGUCCCCGCUGGGGUGGCAUUAUGGUUUACAACAUUGAUCCCAAAGCCUAUAAUGCCUCGGAGCUGCCAGUGAGAGUCGAGGUGGACAUGGUGCAAGUGAUGGAGGUGUUCCUGGCUCAGCUGAGGCUGCUCUUUGGGAUUGCUCAGCCCCAGGUGCCUCCAAAAUGCCUGCUUUCAGGGCCGAAGAAUGAGGGACUUAUGACCUGGGAGCUAGAUCAACUGCUCUGGGCUCGGUCAGUGGAAAACCUGGCCACAGCCACCACCACCCUCACUUCCUUGGCACAGCUUCUGGGCAAGAUCAGCAACAUUGUCAUUAAGGAUGAUGUGGCAUCUGAGGUAUAUAGGGCCGUGGCUGCAGUCCAGAAGGCGGCAGAGGAGUUAGCCUCUGGGCACCUGUCAUCUGCCUUUGUUGCCAGCCAGGAAGCUGUGACGUCCUCUGAGCGUGCCUUUUUUGAUCCCUCACUCCUCCAUCUCCUGUAUUUCCCUGAUGACCAGAAAUUUGCCAUUUAUAUCCCACUGUUCCUGCCUAUGGCUGUGCCCAUCCUCCUGUCACUGGUCAAGAUUUUCCUGGAGAUGCACAAGUCCUGGAGAAAGCCUGAGAAGAUAGACUGAGCAGGGCAGCACAUCAGAGGAAACCUUCCUCAUGGCCAUGUGGGAGGUGUUAGGUUGAGAGGCGCAGCUACUGGCAAUGCCUUGUCUUCAUUCUCUGUUGGUUCUCCACCAACCAAAGGAUAGCACUCCAAGAUGGGCCCAUCUUCCCUUCUCUUCCUGUUCUACUGGCUCUGGUUCUCCAUCAGUCCUAGGUACCUCAGAAGGCACAUCAUCUGGGUCUCCAUAUCUGGCUUGUACUUGAAGACCUUUGCCUAUCUUCCCCCCUGGGCAAGGGUCAGCCUGUCAGCACAGUGCACUCCUGCACUCAGGUGGAUUUCAGGGAAAGCCUUGGGUUGGACUGUAGAGCCUCUCCACUUCUAAUCUUUGGAGUAGUCACUUCUGGGACCUCACUGCUUCCUCACCUGACUGGUGUCACCCCUUGGGUGCAGCCUGGUCUAGGAGGUAGUAGCUUAGAACCUGGUGCUGUGUGUUGUAGCUAAGGUGCCCCUUACCAUUUAAGAAAGGCAGUGUGGUACAGAAGGGAAAGUUUCUGACUGGGAAUCCAACAGGCCUGCAUUUAGACCUUUCUGUACUUACUGAAGAGCUUUGGAUGAACCAAUCUUGCACUGAGCCUCAGGUUUUCACCUGAUGAUAAGGUAGUUGGGAGGAUUAAAUGGGAUAAGCAUGUGAAAGUGUCUGAUAUGAAAAAAAAAUGUAUAUAUAUAUAUUAGGCUCCUAAUAAACAUUGGUUGACUAUGGGUUGAAAUA